Molecule: messenger RNA, 276 nt
Organism: Arctia plantaginis
Lineage: Eukaryota; Metazoa; Arthropoda; Insecta; Lepidoptera; Erebidae
Source: the annotation of a GenBank genome assembly
AUGAUGGAAAUCUUUUCAUUUGUUUAUUAUGUGGAAUACUCCCCUUCUCCAUCACCGGGUGAAGUAAAGGCUAAAAGUGAAUUGGCAGUGGCAUCGAACGGACUAAAUCCACACGGUGUUUCGUCGCAAGUGGGUCAAUGGUCAGGGAUUAAGGUUAACCCAAUAAGAUUACUUUCGAGAACGCUCACAAACCGUGGCCACCUCUUGAAUGGUGGACAGUCGGGGCCUGUCCAGGAAACAGCACAGCUGCUUUAUGCUCUGAAGGUCGAAUAUUAG